CGUGCGGCGCGCGCCGGGACCAGCGGCCAACGUCGUUAAAGCCGCGCCACCUGAUUCACCGCAACCAUCAAUUACUACCAGUCUGCUGCUGCAGCCUCCUCCUCCUCCUCCUCUCCCGGAUCAUCCGUUCCAUUCAUGUGACACCGAUCCCCCACCCGCGCCGCGCGCCAUGGGCAAGAAGCACGCCGCCGCUGCUGCUGGUGGUGGCGGCGGCUGGUUCUCCGCCGUCAGGAAGGUCUUCCGCCCCUCCUCUUCCAAGGACGCCGCCGCGGCGCCUGUCCCCGACAAGAAGGGCGGUGGAGGCGAGGAGGAAGCGCCGGCGGCGGUGCCGGAGGUCCUUCUGCUGGAGCAUUUCCCGGCGGGCGGGGGCGGGGCCGGGACCGAGACGACGUCGUCGUCGCCGGAGGGGACGGUCAAUGAGGCGGCGGGGAAGACGGGCGGCGGGAACGACGAGUACGGCGAGGUGGAGCGGGCGAGGGCGCUGGCGGCAGCGGCGGAGGCGGCGGUGGCCGCCGCCGAGGCCGCGGCAAGGGUGGUGAGGAUGUCGGCGCUCCGGCGCGCGUCGCGGGAGGAGCGCGCCGCCGUGCGCAUCCAGGCCUUCUACCGCGGCUACCUGGCUCGUCGAGCCCUGCGCGCGCUCCGCGGGCUGGUGCGGCUGCAGGCGCUGGUGCGCGGCCACCAGGUGAGGCGCCAGGUCCACCUCACCAUGCGCUGCAUGCAGGCGCUCGUCCGCGCCCAGGCCCGCGUCCGCGCCCACCGCCUCACCGAUCACCUCCACCCCGCCGCCACCUACAGCUCCCGGCGGCGGGACCGCCACCCUCUACGCAACAACUCCUACCACGCCCAACCCGGCGUGCAAGACGACAUCAGCGACGACGACGGCGACGGCGGCGAGAUUGACGGGCACGGGGGGCAGCAGCACCGGCGGCAGCGAGGCAACGCCGACGUCAGGAGCGGGAGCCCUUUCAGGAGCUGGGACGGUAGCAGCCGCACCCCGGAGGAGGACAGGGCCGAGGGCGCGCGCCGGCACGACGCCGCCGCUCGCCGGGAGCGCGCGCGCGCCUACGCCUACGGCUACCAGCAGCAGAGACAAUGGCAGCAGGCCGGCGGGUUCCAGUGGCUGGACAGAUGGAUGGCGGCGCAAGCGGGGCAGCAGCACCCGUCGGAGCCCGACAAGAACCGCCGCGCCGCCGCCAGGACGUCUUCAAACUACGCGACGGCCGCCGACGGCGCCAUGCCCGAGAGGACGGUCGAGAUGGACGCGUCGUCGUAUCGGAGCCCGCUCAACUCCCACUCCGCCGGCCGGCCGCCGGUCGCUCCGAGCUACAUGGCGGCCACGCAGUCUACGCGCGCCAGGGCGCGCACGGCGCCGCCGGCGACACAGCCGCACGCCAGGAGCCGGUCCGGCGCCGUGCUCGCCGGGGACUCGUCAAGCUCGGGCCAGAGCGGCAGCGGCAGCGGCGCUGGUGCCGGCACGCAUGUCCAAGAACCGUGCACCGCGUACAGCCCGAGCCCGGAGUUGAGCUGCACCGGCGAGUGGACGUCGCCGCGCCUUGCCGUCGGUGGCCGUGCCACCAGAUUGCUCUAUACUUGACUCAGCGUGGCGUGUCAUCCAUGAAAACGAAAUCUGAUUGGAUCACGUUUUGUGCUUGAUGGCUGAUUUUGGUGUUUGUUCUUGUACUUGUAUACCAAUGUAUAGUUGUGGUUGCUGUGUGGCUAAUGUCUGAAAGAUUGUGUAAAAGUUUUCAUUGUUCUGAAAAAAGAACCAAUUGUGUAAUAAAGUUGAGAGAGAGAGAGAGAAUGGGAUGAUUUCUUCUC
Molecule: messenger RNA, 1818 nt
Organism: Oryza brachyantha (malo sina)
Lineage: Eukaryota; Viridiplantae; Streptophyta; Magnoliopsida; Poales; Poaceae
Product: protein IQ-DOMAIN 14-like
Exons: 4
Coding region: 170-1594 (474 amino acids)
Molecular function (GO): protein binding
Source: RefSeq, a predicted model, not a curated record